Molecule: messenger RNA, 1152 nt
Organism: Closterium sp. Yama58-4
Lineage: Eukaryota; Viridiplantae; Streptophyta; Zygnematophyceae; Desmidiales; Closteriaceae
Source: the annotation of a GenBank genome assembly
AUGUACUACGUCCAUUGUGACGACCAUCCCUUCGACGGUGUGACUGUUUGUGACUGCGAGCAUCAUCCGUACGCACAGAUGUCGGAUUUGUGCAAGGACAUGGACUUCCAAAAAUGGGCGCUUGACGUGUACCUGCUCGACAAGUACGGCAUCGAGAUGCGGACCAACCCGACCAUGUCGAGAGCAUCGGACGCAUCCUUCCAACUCAACACCAAGCACGUCAUCACGCAACUUCGGGCGGAGGUUAACUUACACAAGGAGGAGGGAGGGAAAAAAGAAAUCAAGAUCAAACACCUCGAGCAGAAGGUCGAGUCAUUGGAGCGGGAGAAGAGCGCGAUGCAAGUGGCGUUGGAGGCGAAGGACGAGGCUCUCGCGCGACUGCAGAAAGCGUUCGACGCACUUAAAAUUACCGCGGUGACAAGCGCGGCUGCGAACGUGGGGGAUAACGAGAGCGUGCCGCAGACGGCGACCGAAGAAACGACCCCGCCAACACAGCAAGCCCCACAAACAUCACCCACUCGACAGAGCGUGGGCAGCCAGCUCGACCAAGCAUUGUUCGACGUUGUGGUGUGGCCGUGGUGCAAUUGCGAGACCGUGCGGCAGGCGUGGUCCUACUGGGACGGGCCAAGCCCGCUGAACAACGGACACAGUCUUCAACACGCUUACAGGAGGGGCUUCGCCGUCAAGUUCAGCAAGUUCACUCCGACUCCUCCCCCCGUUCCCCCUGAAGAGGAGGCCAGGCCAAAAGAAAAGCCUCCGUCCCGAAAAGCUGUCGAGUCGAAAUUGCGGAAAAUGGAAGUUGUCAUGAGGGCCGUCGAGACGUUCAGGAUCGACGACAGCAGCGCGGCUACGUCGACGGUCAUUGAGAAGCUUGACUCGAUUGUCACGAAGCACUGGAUCAACAUGCUGGCGGAAGGGCUCGUUCUCAAGGAGGAUUCGGGCAAGCAGCUCACGAAGAAGCGGAAAGUCGAGACCGCAGAAGAAAACCGCAAGAACAAAGAUCGCCUCAGGAUCACGCGGGAGCUAAUUCGCGUCGAACUCCGAACCACGGAAUGGGCCGAGAACGUGUUCAAGGACAAAUGGACGGAGUUCAUGAAGGCAAUGGGCGAGGGCCCUAGUUCGACAAGCAACCGUGACGAGGGGGGAAACUAG